GACAAUGGACGUAAACGACGUGAAACAUUUAUAAGAUUGUUAAAGUAUCACACGAACCAAUGAAAAAUUUACCUAAUGAGUGAAAAUUGUAGAUAGUUUACUUAAUAAUUAAGAUCAAGUUCAAGGUCGUAAACCGGUAUUUCGAAUGCACCGCGCACUGUCACACACAGCGACUGUCAUUUCGAUUGUAUUGUCAUUUGUCAGUUGGUCAUUGUAUGACGUCGUAUUUGAACGUGUGUUGUGUUUCCGACUCCGUCGACCGGCGUAGGAGCAAUUUGCAUGAAAUCGCGUUUAUUCAAUUGCACAUUAUCUUAUUAAAGUCGUCAGACCCCCGUAUGAGCAACGAGCAUGAGUGACCACGGCCGGACACGGUGAUGGAGCGAGUAUUAUAGUUUUAUAAAAGUUAUCGCGCCCGGUACAGUGUGCGAAUUCGAAGAUUUGUUUUGAUUUAAUUGUUUUGUUUUUUGUGACGGACUGAGAGGAACUCUUGUGUUUGGGAUGAAGGUGCAGAAUAAAGAAGAAACGUCCGACGAUGAAGCAGGGCUCGGAUAUCAGAAUACCUUGAUGUAUGGUCGCUACCAACGCGACCUCAGCGAAGCAGCCAGAGAAGAAGCGAGAAGACUGCGCAGACUUCGCAAGAAGCGGCGGAAAGACGAUAAACAACGGCAAAAGGAGCUAGAAGCUACCGGAAAACAUAGGCCUAGGGGAAAAUUCUUCAAAGUUUUAGGAUAUGCGUGGAGGCACACGUUCGCCCGUCUGGGGGAGGAUUGGGUGUUCCUCGCUUUGCUGGGCAUCAUCAUGGCUUGCCUCAACUUCGCCAUGGACAGGGGAAUUGCCGUAUGUAAUAAUGCACGUAUGUGGAUGUAUUCAGACUUGGCCACGUCUACCUUCAGUCAAUAUGUGGCGUGGGUGUCACUGCCGGUGUGCCUCAUCCUAUUUGCAGCUGGAUUUGUGCAUAUUGUCGCUGCACAGAGUAUAGGGUCGGGAAUCCCGGAGAUGAAGACUAUCCUCCGAGGAGUGCACCUGAAGGAAUACUUGACGUUCCGCGCGCUGAUAUCCAAGCUGGUCGGCCUCACCGCCACUCUUGGGUCGGGCCUGCCUUUGGGGAAGGAGGGUCCGUCCGUGCAUAUAGCGUCGAUGGUGGCGGCCCUACUCUCCAAGCUGGUGACGAGUUUCCAAGGCAUCUACGAGAAUGAAUCACGGACCACAGAAAUGUUGGCCGCGGCCUGCGCCGUCGGGGUGGCCUCGUGUUUCGCUGCGCCUGUCGGAGGUGUUCUAUUCUCAAUAGAGGUAACCACAACAUAUUUUGCCGUCCGAAAUUACUGGCGUGGAUUCUUCGCGGCGUGUUGCAGCGCCAUUAUGUUCCGACUGCUGUCGGUGUGGUCGGGCGCCACGCCGACCGUGAAGCCCCUGUUCCCCACCACCCUCCCGCAGGACUUCCCCUUCGACCCCCAGGAGUUCGCCGUCUUUGUCCUUCUCGGAAUUGUGUGCGGGUUGCUGGCAGCGUUCUGGGUAUUCCUGCACCGGCAAUAUGUGCUGUUCAUGAGAAACACCAAGACAUUGAGUAAUUUCUUGCAAAAGAACCGUUUUAUCUACCCAGGCUUCAUGACCUUGGCUGUGAUGUCAAUAUUCUUCCCUCCCGGCAUCGGGAAGUACAUGGCUGCUGAUUUAGGAAACCAGGGACAGGUGCACGCGCUGUUCGCCAACUUCACGUGGGGCGACGCGCUCAGCGCGCAGCAGGCCGCCGUCGUCUCGCACUUCGAGACGCCCGAAGUCAACUACUUCGGCUGUCUCGUCAUCUACUUCUUCUCCAUUUACUUCCUGAGUAUGGUGUCGUGCACGCUGCCCGUGCCGGCGGGUAUCUUCGUGCCCGCGUUUAAGAUGGGCGCCUCCCUCGGCAGAUUUACUGGGGAAAUAAUGCAUUAUUUCUGCCCCUUGGGAGUUGCUUAUGGUGGACAUAUACAGAAGAUAUUGCCAGGUGGCUACGCUACUGUGGGCGCAGCAGCGUUCACAGGGGCUGUCACUCACACCGUGUCGACUAUAGUUAUAGUUAGCGAGAUGACUGGACAGGUGACCCACAUACUGCCAGUGAUGGCGGCAGUCCUAGCCGCUAAUGCAGUGGCCUCUCUUCUACAACCUUCGUGUUUCGACAGUAUUAUAUUGAUCAAGAAGCUGCCCUAUCUACCUGAUCUACUCUCUUCUGCUAGUCGAAUGUAUGAUAUCUGUGUUGAAGAUUUCAUGGUGCGAGACGUCAAAUAUAUAUGGAACAGGAUGACCUUCCAGCAGCUUAAGGAUCUGCUCAAAGAGAAUAAGGCAAUAAAAAGCUUCCCGCUGGUGGACAGCCCAGCGUCCAUGGUGCUGCUGGGCUCCAUCCACCGCUGGGAGCUGGUGCGGGUCAUCGAGAGGCAGGUGGGCCGCGAGCGGAGGCUGCAGAUAGCGGCGCGCUGGCAGCGGGAGGCGGAGGCCCGCAGGAGGACCGAGGAGGCCCGCAAGAGGAGGCCUUCCAGGUUUGAGGUGACUCCAGCACCCGACAUGCUGCAAGCCCCGGGGGGCAUGGUCCGCGGCACCUCGCUCACCAGCAAGGAACCAGGCGGACUGUUGCCAUCGCCAGGCCAGUUGUUCCGUCCCAAGUCGAUCCUGAAGAAGACGAACUCAUUCACCCUCUCGAGAGGGCUAGCUUCCCCUACCACCAACGCCCCCCUCUCCCCCCAGCCUUCGGUGUAUACUACCGUGACUGGAGCAGAAACCAGGAUCCGAGCAGCUUUCGAAGCAAUCUUCAAACGAUCGUCGAUGCUGCAAGACGUGAAUGAUAAUCACGAUCCUGAAGCCCAAGACGGCUUGCCGAGGAGUCCUUCCAUCAACAAAAAGGUGCAGCUGCCCCGUGAACGCGUGUGUGACAUGUCUCCGGAAGACCAGAAGGUUUGGGAACAGCUGGAGAUGGCAAAGGAGAUAGACUUCGAUCGCAUGCUGCAGAUAGCCAGAAAGCGGGAUAUGCAUCCUGACGACACGGACUAUGAAGACGAGAACCUGUACAUCUGCCACAUCGACCCUGCGCCCUUCCAGCUGGUCGAGAGGACUUCAUUGCUCAAGGUCCACUCCCUGUUUUCGACGUUGGGCGUGAGUCGGGCGUACGUGACGGCCAUCGGGAGACUUAUUGGUGUCGUAUCGCUCAAAGAGCUCCGCAAAGCAAUCGAAGACGUUAACUCUGGAGUACUCACCCUGGCCACGAGACCCGAACCCCCGUCCACCCCGAUGCCCACCCUCAUCCGCGUCGUCAGCACCGAACCAGCGCCCCCUAGCGACAGCGAAACUGCCAAACUCACAGCCACCGGAGAUAAGUAGACAUUUCUAAACGAUAGCGGGCCUAGUGUGCUACCUUGAGGUGUACCAUAUGGAAACUUUCGGUAUUUUUAGUAUUGCCAUGUAUUUUGUGAAAUUCGUCACAUAUAUUGGUCCAGUUUGGGGAAAUAAACAGUUACUAUCUCUCUAGAUAGCUUUUAAAAUACAAAAGAGUCCUAAUGUUUUAUGUUUUGUGAAGGCAAAGGGGACGCGUAGUUUACUGUACGUUUCUAGGGAGUUUUUUGAAUGAGAGCGGACCUAGCACACUGCCUUGCACAAGCGUACCACACGACAAAGGCGAUAGGCUUUACUAAUUUCUAGUGACUUUUUAAAAACAAAUGAUAGAGGGCCUAAUGUGCUACCUUGAGACAUACCCUCGUUUCAUAAAAUCUAGUAGGUGACCACAGUAACAUAAGCCUGGCCUAUAAAAUAGUGCAAAUAUGUCUGAAUAGUUAAAUUUUAUCUAUUUAAUCAUUAGAAAAUUUCAAUGUAUCAAAAAAAAAGCUGUAUCGAUUUAACAUUGACGUAGACAUGAAUCCCAGUCAUUCAAUACAAGAUGAUGCGGCUUUGACGAAAAUAUAGAUAGGUUCUGACGUAAUAUUUAAGCAUAAUUGAGUGCCUUAGAGAUUAUACUUCACGUACUGUGAGAAUAGUUUUAAAUAUUUCUUUUUACGUAAUUAAAUAAAUGUUUUGUUGUAAAUUGUAUUUUAGGUAAACAUGUUGCGUUUAGAUGCGGUGCUUUUUUGAAAGAGUUUUAGUCACUAUCACUAAUUAAUUUUUGUAUAUCUUUUUAACAUGUUUUUUUUUGCAUUUAAUAUAUGAAACGGCUAUGCAUUCAUUUAAUUAAAAAAGUAGUAAAAUUGUAUUUCUUUGCAUUUAUUUAUAUAUGUAGUUAUUUGUAUAUUUUUCCGUCUAGUAUUGAAUAAAUUUAUAAUCAUGUUAUUAAGAUAUACAAGGGUACAUACAGUUAGUAUGUACGCUUGAUAUAGUGCCUUAGAUUUUCGAUAGUGUAUACGGGGUGUUAACGUUUCGACACAAGAAAUAUAGACAAAAUUUAUAUAAAUGCCAUUUUAUCUGCCUGUAUAUUUAUGAUUCAUGGUCAUUUUACAUUAUACAUGUUUUAAAUUAUAUUUUCUGUAUAUAUACUAUAUUUUGAUAUAUUUAUUUAAAGUGAUGAUACCCUGUAUACGGCCAAUUUUGAAGGCUUGUGAUUUUAAAAUCAUUCCAAAAGUUGUCUUUAGUUCUAGGUUAUUUUAAUUUUCCCAAGUACUCGACCGUCCUUUUAAAAAGGCUUCGCUUUUCAUAAACUGUGUACGGAGGAUUAGGGACACAAUUUAGGAAUGACAGUUGAAUUAUAAGGUCACAAAAAAGCGUUGUCCAUUUGCAGCUAAGAUAUUUUAAUUGAUUUGAUGAUUAGACACAACGAUAAUAUUGUGCCAUUUUUGUGAUAAUUUGACAGUUUAAAAUGUUUUGACAAGUGAGUCUCCUUUUUUUUUUGACAUGUUUUUGUAUUUAAAAAAAUUUGUGAUUCACAAAUCAUUUUUGUCCGUCCUGUCGGUCAUAUUUCUUAGUUAAAUUUGGACAAUAAACAUAUCAUUAACAGCUUUAAAUAGAUACAUGAGAAAUCUAUAUAUAAUUCGUAAAUAUAGCUGUUGAAUGAAGUAAAUAUUAUCGUUUCCAUUUUAGAAAAAAAAAGCAAAUAAUAUUAUCGAAUGAAAAUUCGAUGUUAAAUAAAAUAAAUUGAUUAUGAGUCGAUUAAAUUAAUGUUCUGCUGUGUGGACUUGCUUCCUAGACUUCUGUGAUGUUUAUAUUUUAUUUAUAUUUAUUGUUAUAAUAAAGAUAGUGUUACUUUCUGGUCAGCAUUAUUUAAUUCGCAUUUGUUGUGCCUUCGUAAAAAUAAAUGAAAAAAAUAUUGUUGUGAAAUCAUUAUACUGUAUACGCAAAUAAAAUAAUUUGAAAUUUU
Molecule: messenger RNA, 5302 nt
Organism: Plodia interpunctella (Indianmeal moth)
Lineage: Eukaryota; Metazoa; Arthropoda; Insecta; Lepidoptera; Pyralidae
Gene: ClC-a
Product: Chloride channel-a
Exons: 23
Coding region: 499-3342 (947 amino acids)
Biological process (GO): chloride transport; transmembrane transport
Cellular component (GO): plasma membrane
Molecular function (GO): voltage-gated chloride channel activity
Source: RefSeq, a predicted model, not a curated record